AUGCGAAACGCAGCUUUGAACGCAAUAGUACAGAAUUCUCGGCAACGAAUUACGGUAAAUGUCGAAAAAGAAGCCUUUGGGGAGGUUCAGAUUCCCGGGAAAGGGGUAGGGGUGGUUGCUAAGCGAUCUCUUCACAAAGGCGACUUGCUCAUUUCGGAGCCUCCUUCAUUGGUGGUACACCUAGACAUGCGAGCCGCUGUCCCAGAGAAACAGCGCCUUCGAAUGCAACUGGAGGGCGUGGAUAGACUCCCGCUUUUGACGAAGUCGGAGACCAUGGGAUUGAUGGGCCACUGGGGAGGGGACCCUGUGGAGGAUAUCUUGGACACGAACUCAUUCACGGUCACUGUGCAUGCAGCAAACGACCAUCAUGCAUUGUUCAUACAGACUUCAGUAAGUCUUUGCUUCCUCGAAUACAUAGCUCAUAUGGGACGAUAUCCUGAUGUUCUUUAUUCUAGAGGCUCAAUCAUGAUUGCCGGCCAAAGUGAGAAUAUCCUUAUCAAGAAGCACCUCAAAUGCUUACUGCUAUUGUCGGACAGUUGCAUGUACACCUUUGACCCAAAAACCUUCACACAGAACAUGUAUACGAUACGGGACAUCAGUCCUGGCGAAGAGCUCACCAUUUCAUAUAUUGACCCUACAGUGACCCAUAAAGAACGACAGGAGGCGAUCAGCUUCUGGGGCUUCAAUUGCUCUUGCCAUACUUGCACGAUGAGCCCAGAGGCCAUUGAACAAUCCGAUGAAAGAAUUCAGCGUAUUAAUCGCUACAAGAAAUUACUCAAUGACUGGUCUACACCUCAAAAUAACGCAACUCCCGAAAUGGCGAGGACGUUAGUGGACCUGUACACAAAGGAGAAUCUUUGGUGUCACAUUGCAGAUGGCUACCGACUUGCAGCCCAUGCAUACAAUGCCGUGCGAGACAGAGGGAAUGCCUUGAGAAUGGCUAAUCUCGCAUUUGGGUAUGGUUUGCAGGCCUGGAGGUAUAUGGGACGCAAAAUGAUUGACAUGCUGGACCUGAUGACUAGCCCCGAAGAACAUUGGACUUGGGGUCAGAGAGUCGUGAUAGACACUGCCUGA
This is a messenger RNA of Aspergillus viridinutans, 1074 nucleotides long. RefSeq names its product SET domain-containing protein. Bases 1 to 1074 code for a protein of 357 amino acids. NCBI's taxonomy places the organism in Eukaryota, Fungi, Ascomycota, Eurotiomycetes, Eurotiales, Aspergillaceae. The record is from RefSeq and is a predicted model, not a curated record. Gene Ontology annotation, molecular function: protein binding. The transcript has 2 exons.